Rotaria socialis is the source of this 1572-nucleotide messenger RNA. NCBI's taxonomy places the organism in Eukaryota, Metazoa, Rotifera, Eurotatoria, Philodinida, Philodinidae. The record is from the annotation of a GenBank genome assembly.
AUGGCGACAAAACACACACUUACCUUAUCUGAAAAAGUGCAAUUAAUUCGUGAAAAUGAAAAUAACACUUCUUAUCGUACACUUGCUGAUUAUUACAAGAUCUCGAUCGGUAGUGUGCCAAAUAUUAUUAAAAGCAAGGCAGAAUACAUCGAAAAUUACGAACAUAAUGAAAACUCAACAAAGAAACGCAACUUUCGAGAUGAAUUAAAUCAACAACUUGAUCAAAAAGUUUACGAAUGGUUCGCAAUUCAGCGUAGUAAGAACAUUCCUAUCUCAGGUCCACUCAUACAAGCACAAGCCCGAGAAAUUCGUCGACAACUGGGUGGUGCGAAUCCUGAUGAAUUUAAGGCCAGUAAUGGUUGGCUUGAAAAAUUCAGAACACGUCACAACAUACAAUAUCGAACCAUAUGUGGAGAAUCUGCAGCAGUGGACAUUGCAACUGUUGAGGAAUGGCGAGAUCGACUUUCAUCAAUCAUUGAUGAAUACGAUCCCAACGACGUUUACAAUGCUGACGAAACUGGCUUAUUUUUCAAAGCUUUACCUAAUCGUUCGCUCGUCACCGUGAAAGAAACUUGCAAGGGUGGGAAACGAUCCAAAGAACGUUGCACCGUUCUUCUUUGCACGAACAUGACAGGAGCCGACAAGUUACAGCCGUUGCUAAUCGGCAAAGCGGCAAAACCACGCUGUUUUAAAAAUCUGAGUAUGAAACAAUUACCUGUCAUAUGGCGGUGGAAUCGUACAACUUGGAUGACUGCUAGUCUGUUCGGUGAAUGGCUUGCUAGUAUAAACAACAGCAUGAUCAAGCAAAAUCGUAAAAUCUUAUUAUUCAUCGAUCAUGCUCCUUGCCAUAAUUCCGAUACUCAAUAUUCCAACAUUACUCUUACAUUUUUUCCUCCUAAUACAACUUUAAAGCUGCAGCCUUUGGACCAGGGAAUUAUCAAAAAUUUCAAGUGUUACUAUCGGCAACAGCUUGUUAAACAUGUAAUAUUAAGCUGUGACGUUGCCAAUUCAUGUGAUGAUAUUGUCAUCACAGCUCUUGAUGCGGCUCACUGGACAAAAAACGCUUGGCAAGCUGUUACACAAUCGACAAUUUGCAAUACAUUUCGUAUGACAGGUUUCGCCAAUCCAAACACUCAAAGUGAAAGCAGUGAUACAAUGAUUAAUAAUAGCGAUGACGACGUCGCAACAGCUAUACAAGAUUUAGAUACACUUCUUACUCAUAUCACCAUCGGUGGACUUAGUCUUACUGCUAAUGAAUUCAUCGAAAUAGAUUCAGAAACUCCAGUUUUCAACGAAUGGAACGAUAUCAAUGAUAAUCUGAUUGCCGUCGAUGCAGACUGUGGUGAUAAUAUAACCACAGAUAACAACGAAGAUGACGACAUGCCAACUGAAGCACCACCUAAACUCAUCGAAGCAAUGUGCAUGGUUCGGCGACUACACGUUUUAGCUGCAACUCAACAACCACAAUUACAUACACUUAUUUCUCAAUUGGAUUCGCAACUCACUCAACUUUUCAUCGACUCAAAAGGAGUCAAGCAAGCAACAAUUAAAGACUUUUUUCAUAAAAAAUGA